Nematolebias whitei (Rio pearlfish) is the source of this 2052-nucleotide messenger RNA. It is a transcript of the gene rspry1, whose product is annotated as ring finger and SPRY domain containing 1. NCBI's taxonomy places the organism in Eukaryota, Metazoa, Chordata, Actinopteri, Cyprinodontiformes, Rivulidae. Gene Ontology annotation, cellular component: cytoplasm. Bases 1 to 1779 code for a protein of 592 amino acids. The record is from RefSeq and is a predicted model, not a curated record. Gene Ontology annotation, molecular function: ubiquitin-protein transferase activity; protein binding. The transcript is spliced from 14 exons.
AUGAUAGUAUCUGCCUGGAUUACUUUCUGUGCCUGCAGGAGCCUUGCACAGGUUCUACUAUUCUUCUCCACCUCAAACUCCCUUCCUCCAUCCUGGGAGACCCUUGCCAGUGUGGUCUCUGGCCCUGGAACCAUGGGUAACAGCUGCGUUUGUCAUGAUGACAGCGACUUGGAGGAUCAUCACCAUGGGUCGUCGAGAGCGACUCGAGGACAAGCUAGACGGGUUGACCACAGUACAGCUGUCGGCGCUGAUGCUGGAGAACCUAGAAGCAGUCGACCCAGAGACCCGGUCAGACCGCCACGCAGAGGGAGGGGGCCCCACGAGCCCAGACGGAAGAAGCAGAACGUGGAUGGCCUGGUGCUGGACACACUGGCUGUCAUCAGGACACUUGUAGACAAUGACCAAGAGCCCCCAUACUCCAUGAUCACCCUGCAUGAAAUGGCAGAAACAGAUGAUGGUUGGCUGGAAGUGGUCCAGUCUCUUAUCCGAGUGAUCCCACUGGAUGAUCCACUCGGACCCGCAGUUAUCACCCUCCUACUAGAUGAGUGUCCUCUCCCAACCAAGGAUGCUCUCCAGAAACUCUCUGACAUGUUGAAUUUGAGUGCAGCCGUGGCACGACAAGAUGCUCUAAACCCAGCUAAACACAGAAACACUACAGCUGUCCUGGGAUGCCUUGCAGAGAAAUUAGCUGGACCAGCCAGUAUAGGACUGUUAAGCCCUGGAACUCUUGAUUACCUCCUGGAGAGCCUGAGCUCCGAGUCCCACCCUACUGUCAUGCUGUUUGCUCUUAUCGCCCUGGAGAAGUUUUCCCAGACCAGUGAGAACAAACUGACCGUGUCCGAGUCGUCUAUCAGUAAUCGACUCUCUGUUCUGGAGUCAUGGGCAGACCACCCAGACUACCUGAAGAGGCAGGUUGGAUUUUGUUCACAGUGGAGCCUUGACAACCUGUUCCUGAAGGAGGGUCGUCAGUUCACUUAUGAGAAAGUGAACCUCACCAAUAUCAAUGCCAUGCUCAACAGCAACGACGUCAGCGAGUACCUCAAGAUCUCCCCUAGCGGACUGGAGGCACGAUGUGACGCCUCGUCUUUUGAGAGCGUGCGUUGUACGUUCUGUGUGGACUCGGGUGUUUGGUACUACGAGGUGACGGUUAUUACAUCGGGGGUGAUGCAGAUUGGAUGGGCCACCAAAGACAGCAAGUUUCUAAACCAUGAGGGUUAUGGGAUAGGAGAUGAUGAAUAUUCAUGUGCAUACGAUGGCUGCAGGCAGCUCAUCUGGUACAAUGCUCGCAGUAAACCUCAUUCUCAUCCCUGCUGGAAGGAAGGAGAUGCUAUUGGCUUCUUGUUGGACCUUAACAAAAAGCAGAUGAUCUUUUAUCUCAACGGACAUCAGCUUCCUCCGGAGAAACAAGUGUUCUCAUCAGCCACGUCUGGAUUCUUUGCAGCAGCCAGCUUCAUGUCCUACCAGCAGUGUGAGUUUAACUUUGGGGCCAAGCCUUUUCGCCACCCACCUUCCGCCAAGUUCAGCACCUUCAACGACUUCGCCUCACUGCAGCCCAGUGAAAAGAUCAUCCUUCCCAGACACCGGCGUUUGGCCUUACUGAAGCAGGUCAGCAUCCGAGACAACUGCUGCACGCUGUGUUGUGACGUGAUGGCUGAUACGGAGCUGCGGCCUUGUGGACAUGGUGGUAUGUGUAUGGAGUGUGCCUUACAGUUAGAGACGUGCCCCUUGUGCCGCCAAGACAUCCAGACGCGCGUCAGACUCAUUGCACAUGUCUCCUGACAUAUUUCCUGCCCUUCCUUCUACAAGGAGAGAUGCAACAGGCCUGCAGUUUCCUCCUCCUUGUCUAAUUCCCUCUCAAACAGGACUGUGAGAAAAGUGUCACAGUGUUGUGACAAUAACAGGGCAGUAAGUUUCAGUCAGAGGAGCCAAGAAUGGAGGGGUAGAGAGAAGAAAGACAGGAGAUGAGAGACAGGAGAAUCAAACCACAGCUGGAUUCCCAGGAGCUUUUCCUUAUUUGCCUGUCUUGUAUCCUGACAAUUCACUGCAGAAGCU